This is a messenger RNA of Parastagonospora nodorum SN15, 1021 nucleotides long. RefSeq lists its product as hypothetical. NCBI's taxonomy places the organism in Eukaryota, Fungi, Ascomycota, Dothideomycetes, Pleosporales, Phaeosphaeriaceae. The record is from RefSeq and is a predicted model, not a curated record. The coding region runs from base 1 to 939 and encodes 312 amino acids. Gene Ontology annotation, biological process: ubiquitin-dependent protein catabolic process; protein deubiquitination. The transcript is spliced from 4 exons. Gene Ontology annotation, molecular function: cysteine-type deubiquitinase activity. Gene Ontology annotation, cellular component: cytoplasm.
AUGUCUGGAGGCUGGAAUACCAUAGAGUCCGAUGCCGGCGUAUUCACAUAUCUAAUCGAGAAGCUCGGCGUUAAGGAUGUACAAUUCGAAGAGCUCACAACGCUCGAGGCCUCAGAGCUUGAACAGCUAGGCACGGUCUAUGGCGUGAUCUUCCUCUUCAAGUACCCCACCGGCGAAGCACGCGGCGAGACACCGAAAGAUGGCACUUAUGACCAUGAGGCGGCAAAUAACAUCUUCUUCGCGGCGCAAACCAUACAGAACGCUUGCGGUACCCAGGCAAUUGUGUCGCUUCUGCUGAACAGGGAGAAGGAAGUCAACAUUGGCAAAGAACUGAAAGAGUUCAAGGAGUUCGCCGGAGAGUUCCCGCCAGAGCUACGAGGAGAGACGCUCUCAAACUCGGAUCUCAUUCGGGAAACACACAACUCCUUCGCGCGAUCAUCUCCCUUCAUCGACGAGACACAACGAACCGCGACCGAAGAUGACGACGUGUACCACUUUAUCGCUUAUACGUCAAUAAACAACACCCUCUACGAACUCGACGGCCUCCAGCCCGCCCCCAUCUCCCACGGCGCAUGCAAACCCACCGAGUUCCCCACUAAGAUUAUCCCCGUCCUCCAACGCCGCAUCGCCCGCUACCCCGCCACCGAAAUCCGCUUCAACCUCAUGGCUUGUGUACGCGACCUGCGCAUCCGUGCCCGCGAGAUUGGCGACGAGGAAGAGCUUGAGCAGCAAGAAGACAGGCGCGCGCAAUGGUUGUGGGAGAACUCGCUGCGAAGACACAACUUCGUUGGCUUUAUCAGCGAGCUGUUGAAGGGCGUUGUGGCUGCGAAGCUGAAGGAGGGUAAUGGUGCGUAUGACAAGUGGGUUGAGGAGGCGAAGGGGAGGAGUCGGAAGAGGAGGGAGGACGCGAGGAAGCAAGGGAUAGCUAGUGAAGACUGAGGUGGUCGUGUGGUAAGGGACGACAGGUGGAGGUGAUCAUGAUAACGGCAGGAUAUGAAUAUUAUACAAUGACCCCAUGCGA